AUGUUUGGGUUUACAAGAAGAAGAAUGAAGCUCGGAAGAGUAAAAGUACAACUUUCGGACUCUGCUCAGGGAACUAGAAGUCCAAUAAGGCAUUCUAAACAGUUAGGCAGCACUAAUGGGGAAGGUGUUGCAUCCAAAACCAACGAACCCGAUGAACUGAACUUCCAGUCUUCAUCUAGUGCACCUGAGCUUAACAACCGCACCUCCGGAAGCUCUGAAAAUUGGAUGGUGCUUUCAGUCUCUGGAGACAAGCCUACACCUCGUUUCAAUCAUGCUGCAGCAGUUGUUGGGAACAAGAUGGUAGUAGUUGGUGGUGAAUCUGGAAAUGGAUUGCUGGACGAUGUCCGGGUACUUAGCUUCGACAGAUUUUCCUGGACUACAGCUUCAUCAAAGCUGUACCUUUCACCGACCAGUCUUCCCCUAAAAAUUCCAGCAUGCAAGGGUCAUGCUUUGGUUCCCUGGGGAAAGAAGGUGCUUUUAAUUGGAGGCAAGACUGAACCUGUGGGUGACAAAGUCUCAGUGUGGGCAUUUGACAUGGAAGCAGAAUGUUGGUCACUAAUGGAAGCCAAGGGAGCCGUUCCGGUUGCUCGAAGUGGUCAUACCAUUGUUAAAGCAAACUCUGUUUUAAUUUUGUUUGGAGGUGAAGACUCAAAAAGGAGGAAACUUAAUGAUCUGCAUAUGUUUGAUCUGAAGUCUCUUACCUGGCUCCCUCUUCAUUGCACAGGACCAAGACCAUCACCAAGAUCUAACCACUCUGCGGCCCUUUAUGAUGACAAAAUGCUUUUGAUUUUUGGCGGGGCAUCAAAAUCUCGGACGUUGAAUGAUUUGUACUCUCUUGAUUUUGAGGCGAUGGUAUGGUCAAGAAUUAAAGUACGAGGUUUUCAUCCGUCUCCUAGAGCUGGUUGUUGCGGAGCACUUUGUGGCACUAAAUGGUAUAUUGCUGGUGGUGGAAGCAGGAAAAAACGUCAUGCUGAGACUUUGAUAUUUGACGUUCUUAAGCUCGAAUGGUCUGUUGCUGUUGCAUCACCUUCUUCUUCCAUAACAACUAACAAGGGAUUUAGCCUCGUUCUUGUGCAGCACAAGGAAAGGGAUUUCCUUGUUGCAUUUGGUGGUUUCAAGAAAGAUCCAUCAAAUCAGGUUGAGGUUCUUAUCAUGGAAAAAGUCGAGUCUUCGAUGAUUCAAAGAUCAACUUUGAGUAAAGUUGCUGGAACCUUACUGCCUGAGAAGCACGCUUCGUCCAUUGGAAUGCCCACUCGACCAAUCCAUGGUUCUCUCAAUUAUCAAAUCGACUCUGUUGCAAGACAGAAUUUAGCAUCUGCGAUCGAACAACAUGGCUCUGGUAGAAAAUCAUUGUCAGAGUCUUUGUUAGUUGAUCCGAAUACUGCUCCUGGUAAUGUUUCUCUCCGGAAGCAAUUUUACAAUGAGGAGGGGAAUGCGGAUAUGCAGGUGACAAAGAGCUCAGAAGACAGAACUUCUUUCCGGAAAAUGGAGCAAAGCACAAAACCAGUUGAUGCUGGGGCUCAAAUGAGCCAUAAUGGGGAUAAAAUUGCAGAAUCUGUAUCUGAAUCUGACAACUUGAACACCUAUCACAAACAUGGAAGUGGCAGCUUUCAUUUAGAAAGUGACGAUAUAUUUCAAGAAAAUGAUGGUAAAUCAAGAAUAACAGCUCCAUCGGGUGUCUAUCAAAUGUAUGAAGCAAAACUGGCUGGUCUUUUAAAAAAGAACGGCAUUCUAGAAGGGCAGUUAGCAUCUUCUUUGGCUGGUCGUGAAGCAGCUGAAAAGAAUUUGUCGUCUGCUCUCAAAACUCGACAUGAUAUAGAGAAAAAAUUGGCAGACACGAUGAAAGAGGUUGAGUUGCUUAAAGAGAAGCUAGCUAGUGUAGAAGUGGCACAGGAAGAGUCCAACAGCCUGUCCAACAUUGUUCAUUCUGAUAAUGUAAGACUUGAACACGACGUGGCUUUCCUUAAGGCUGUUUUGGAUGAUACCCAAAAGGAACUGCAUUCAACUAGAGCAGUCCUUGCCGGAGAGAGAGCGAGAGCUUUCCAACUUCAGGUCGAAGUUUUCCAUCUAAAACAAAGGUUGCAGCCCCUGGAGAACCGAGCACCAACUCCGAGGAAGCCUUUCCAUUUAGCAUCCCUUCUCAUCUCUCCACCUAUUUCAUCUUCUCUCUAUCCCUCCAUUGGUGAUGUUGGAUGCUGCAGGGAGAGGAUCGGUGUCGCUACCACAAGAGAGCGGCGUUCAUCGUCGCUACAAGAGACCAACGUCGACGCUGUAGAGAGAGGAUCGACGGCCCUGCUGACUGCGAGCUCUGCCAUGCCGCAGAAAGAGGAGAGACGUCGAAAGAGGAGCUCUGCCUCUGCAAGAGAUUGUGAUGUAAAAAAAAGGAGCACUGUCCCGACCUCUGCCUAG
Messenger RNA from Fraxinus pennsylvanica, 2409 nucleotides. The record is from the annotation of a GenBank genome assembly. Lineage: Eukaryota; Viridiplantae; Streptophyta; Magnoliopsida; Lamiales; Oleaceae.